CAAUUAAUAACCCAAUUCAGUGUUGCUAUAAAUUUGUCAUUUCAUUCAUUGAACUGUUAUUUCAUAAUUAUGCUAAAAAUGUGUAUAAAAUUUGAACAUUUUCUGCUUAUUUGGUUUUGAAAAUCCUGAUAAAACACAGAUAAACACUGGAAACGCCAAUUUCUAGCACACCUUCUAAGCCCUUUCAAUAGCCUACAUAACUAAUACACCUCAAGUUACCUGAAAUUUUGUACCAAACGUAAGAAUUUUCUCUUGAAAGCUAAGAAAACGCUGGUAAGAGCAGAAAAAUCGCCUAUUCUGGGCGAUAUAGAAGUCAAUAAGGUUUAGUUAUUUUAAAUUUCUAGACCCUAUAACUGAACAACAUUAACAACAUUUUUCUGUCAAUUCUUAAAAAAGCGCAUACCGUAUUGGUCGUCUUUGAAAUUUUUUUCAAUUACGGUCUCAGUCACUACACCUCCGAGUUUACGGAGGUAGUGUCUUAGUGCGCCACUAGAAGGUUGAACAUUAACUAUAUUUCAUUUUGAUAACUUUAAAGGGAAAAAACACUCACAUUCUUUUGGUGUGGCGACGACCGUUUCGAGUUUCUGUUUGGCUUGAGAAUGUACAACACCAGCACUAAACGGUCGUCGUUACACCAAAAGAAUGUGCUUUUUCAGUUUAAAGUUAUCAAAAUACAAUACAUUGUAAUAAUAUUGGUAAUAAAUAUGGAUAAUCAACAACGAAUCAACUGAAACACGACUUUCUUACUUAUCCGGGUGAGUAAAUAGAUUAAUUGGUGAAAGAAUGAGUGUCAUUUUACUUCUACCUAAUAUAUAUUAAUAUAAAAUAUAAUGUCAAAAACUGAUAUGUUCAUACUUCAUUCAGUUUUGAAGCUCUGCUAUUUGAAUUACAGCACGAUCUUCAAUAACUUCUCCUUUAUCAAUUACCCACAGUUGUGGGGUCAGAGGAAACACAUACCGUAAUCCAAAACACUACUGGCAGUUUAAUGAUUCUAAACUUUGAAGAAAGUAUAGGUAUAUACAGUAGUUCAAUUGAAAUAUUAUUCAUGAUUGUAAAUGUCAUAAUUUCAAUAAAAAAAAUUACGGUGUUAAACUAUACAGUUAAUUUUGUAGACCUACCAGGGUACGGUACACUAUUUUAUAAAUUGUAACUCAUUCUCUAUUAAAUGUAUGCCAGCCAUGAAUCAUAUAUACGGUAUAUGUAUAUAUAUAUAUAAUAUUUUUAUCCUACACGAUUUAAAAUCAACACUUUUUUACUUGGAAGUUUUGAAAUAAUAAUGAAUUUAGUCUUAAACUCCAGAAUAGAGUUGAGCGCAACCGUAAAUACAUUGUACUUAAAUUCGUAAAUAAAAUAUAAGUUACCGGUACCUACUGGAUAAGGCUGAAUAUUGAAAUCUUUUGCUGAGUAAGCUAACAAUAUAAUCAUUUAAAACAUAUUUUAGUCUAUAAUAAAAACUAUUGGAAAUAUGUUGGGCUCUUUUACUCAAUAUAAUCCAAACCAUAAAAGUUUCCAAUUUCAUAACAUUCUUGUUAUAGGUACUUCAAGUAGAAGUAGAAUUUAUAUUCCAAUAAUAAGCUCUAUAAGAAAAAGAAAUACUUAUUAUAUUAUAUGAUGACAAAGAACUUACAAAUUUACUUUCGCCUUACUUUCUAAUAAGACUUAUUUGUGUAUUUCAUCUGAAAAGUUAUGAAAUCAAAUAAAGUUAGAUUGCCAUACUACAAGAUUUCAAAUGGGGAGUCUGAGUUCCUCUCUGGAAAUCAAGGUGUAUUGUAAUAAAAAUAAAAAAACAAUCUGUAGGCCUAGUUCUUAAAACUUUCAGCAACUCAACUAUAAUCUUUAUUUCAUGACAAUAAAUUAUUAGACUACGUGUUUUGAAAUUCAACGUGAUUAUAACUGAAGUACAAAUAACCUACAAAUUUGUUGACUAAUAAAUAGGAAUUUUGUGAGAACUCAAUGAUUGCUGCCCUUAAAAUUAAUGAUAGAUGUUGAAAUAUGUAUCGGGAAAAUAAAAUAACAAGCCACUAUUCUAAAAAGUAAUUAACAGUAGAAUUAUCAACGUUUAUUCACGAAAAAUUCCACUCGACAUAGGGAUUUCAAUGUAAACACGGGUUGAAGUGUACGCUUUUGAACAGCUGAUCACCUGAGUGUUCUAGCCUUGUAGUUCCGUAAGCAACGCUCCUUGCUGUAGCUGUAAUUUUCUAGGUUAUGUUUGUCAAGUGCUCGGUGAAAAUGAAGUACGAACUUUGAAGUAUGAAAUGAAGUACGAUCAAGUGCUCGGUGAAGUAUGAAUUUUAAAUUUUUGUUGUUUGAGACAUCUUACUUUUAGUAUUAUAUUCUUUCAAUAUGGCACUAUUGGUGCGAAGGCUUCCAGGAAUUCUGUUCAAUCAUCUAUACUGCGUCGUUUUAGCUGUUACAAUAGUAGCUGUCAUUGUUUAUCUACUUUUUCACUGGCGGUUUUUAUGCACAAAUUUGGAACCUCAGCAACAUGUAAAAAAAUUGGCAGGACAUACAAUGAGCAUUUCACUGGGCAUCGUGAAAUGAUAAAUGUACCUUUCAUCCGACUGACGAAAUCAACAAAGAGCUACAAAGCUGAAGGGAUCAAAAGCUACAAUAAGCUAUCAAGACAGGUGAAAGAUUAUCCCAUCAGCAUUCUUAGACGUAAGCUUCAGGAGAAUCAGGAGUGGCUGGUUGGACAUCCAGCUGAUUGGAAUGCAUGUGAAGCAUUUUGUGCUGAUAAGUGGUUUCAUACCACAUGUGUAAAAAUAUCAUCAUCAGAUAUGAAGAAAAUUGAAGAAUUGGGUGAACAUUCAAAGUGGUAUUGCUCGACUCAGUGUCAACGUUAUCAGCAAAAUGAAGUUUAUGGCGACUUGUGUCUUUCGCUGUGUGUGACAGAGACCAUACACUCAGUGUCCUGCCAUGCGUUUCAUGCUGGCAAAGAAAUUGUGUUCUCAGCCCAACGAUCUGACAAAUCUCGCUUGGUGUUCAAAUCAGCUCGCUACGAUGACGUCAGCUCGCUUGACGGGUUCGAAUCAAAACAUUUUCCCACAGAAAGUCAAUUUCAGACCAUGAUCAUGAAUCAUGUGAAAAGCAGAUUGAAUGUGACGAUCAGUGAACAGCAGGCCAGAAGUUACUCGAGGUUCGCGAGUGGAGUACACGCCAAGAGCGGUUCGGCGGAGAGACACGCUGAGAUGCGGGAAAUAUGGAACCUGCUGCAGGACAGCGAGUACCUGUUGGCUGUUGUCUUCCACGACAAAGACAUCUUCCCCAAGGUCAUCGGCUCGUGUGGCCCUUACUUUGCUGUCGAGCAUGUCAGUCCGGUCAUGGUUGGAGAUGCUAGUCAAAGCCUGUCAGAGGAGGGCGGCCAUGCGAGCUGGGCGAAGCGCGUGCACCUGGCCGUGCUGAUCCUAGACCUCCUGUCCGACCUGGACCUGGUGGUGACGGGAGGUCUGCACCUGUGCGACGUGAAGCCGGCGCACUUUGGCCUGUCGACUCGCACCGGUAAGCUGCAGUUCGUCGACUUGGACUCUGUGCUGCCUCACGCGGUGCUCGUCGACUCGGCCCUCGUGAGUGGCGGCGCCUGUCGUGUGGAUGCCGACUGCGGCCUCUUCGACUGUCGCGCGCACUGCGACAUCACUCGCGGCAAGUGUCUACCCGGCAUCGCCAACAACAACCUACAGGUUGUUUGCGAGAAAAUCUUCCUUGGCUGGCAGAUAUCGGGUCCGCUCAUAAUGCCCGGUCUGUUGAAUUCGCAGCACACGCCGACACAGCUGUCCUCGCUGUUGCGCCAAUGCGCCGACCCUGACCCCUCCCCUCAUCCCUCGGUCCACCAACGACUCACCACAACUCUCGCCGAAAUUGACAAAAUGCUCUCUGCUACCAACUAUGACUACUACGAUGCUGCUAAAAUGUAAUCCAUCCUCAAUAAACGUGAAUAUAUUUAUUCUAA
Nilaparvata lugens (brown planthopper) is the source of this 3946-nucleotide messenger RNA. RefSeq names its product divergent protein kinase domain 1C (gene aln). The record is from RefSeq and is a predicted model, not a curated record. Bases 2460 to 3911 code for a protein of 483 amino acids. NCBI's taxonomy places the organism in Eukaryota, Metazoa, Arthropoda, Insecta, Hemiptera, Delphacidae. The transcript is spliced from 6 exons.